AUGGACAUAGAAUUAAUAAAUACGGUUAGGGACAGGCCAUGUUUGUGGGAUAGAACAAUAGAAGCUUAUAAAGAUCGUGUGGAAAGACGUGCAGCUUGGGAUGAAGUUUUCACUCUACUCGAUGAGCGGUACGAGGAUAUGACGCCAGAAGAGAAAAGGGUUACGAGUGAGCAAAUACAGUCAAAAUGGACAAACAUCAGAGAUACAUUCGUUAAAACACUGAAAUCUAAAAUGGGAAAGCCAAAACGCAAAUAUGUCUUGUAUGAACACCUGACAUUUCUCUUAAAAGUCGCGUCUAUUGGAGAAGAUUUCUCCAUAGAUUUUAAUUCUGAAGACAGCGCUGUUUUCAUGAAAACUGAACGAGAGAGUCCGAAAGAAACCGUAAGUCAAAGAAAAAAAUCAAGAAGAUCGGAUUAUAGUGAAGAAGAACCAAAAAGAAGUAAAGAUUAUGAUAAAUCAGAAGUCGAUUAUGUUGAAGUAGAUGAAUGCAACGAUCCGAGAAUAAUGAAUGAAGAUGAAGCUUUCUUUGCAUCUUUAUUACCGACUGUAGUUAAAUAUUCUGAAGAUGAAAGGCUAGAGUUCAGGAUAGAAGUGCUAGCGGUGAUGAAGAAGAUCAAAGAAGAGAGGAAAUGGUCUAAUGAUGUA
Messenger RNA from Brenthis ino (lesser marbled fritillary), 645 nucleotides. NCBI's taxonomy places the organism in Eukaryota, Metazoa, Arthropoda, Insecta, Lepidoptera, Nymphalidae. The record is from the annotation of a GenBank genome assembly.